Molecule: messenger RNA, 1903 nt
Organism: Procambarus clarkii (red swamp crayfish)
Lineage: Eukaryota; Metazoa; Arthropoda; Malacostraca; Decapoda; Cambaridae
Product: adhesive plaque matrix protein
Source: RefSeq, a predicted model, not a curated record
CCUGCGCGGGAAGGAUGUAUUGCCAGGAUGCUUGCAACCUAACCCAGACCCCGGCAGCGAUCCUGCAAGACAGUGGCACGUCACCCUCGGCCUCUAUCACAACACUCUCGACCUCUACCACCACACAAGAGCUUACUCUUGACUAAACUGCCAGCUGGUUGCCGUAUCUUGGGAAUAUUUAUGAAGAAAAGUGAAGGAGCUGAUCAGGUGUAGAGUUGAUCCAUAUAGAACUUGGUGUACAGCAUGCCAACCACGGAGGCAGUAAUGAGGGCGGUGACUGUGACGUGUAUGGUGGCUCAAGCAGUGUCCCAACUACAUAACAACGGUAUCUCCAACAACCUCACCCCUUAUUACAAGAACGGAAACUCCUUCAACAACCUCGUCCCUGACUACAGCAGCUACCCUUGGCUCUCCUCCCCACCUCCUCUUAUUUUGCCCGCAAGAUUGGUGAACGACUCGCUGCUGUCUUAUCCCUCUAGACCAUCGUAUCCUACCCAGCCACCUAACUCACCAAAACCAAUCUACCGUUCACAACUAACCUACCCAUCACAACCAGCCUACCAUUUACUUUUAAACUCUGACCCACCGUACCAUACACAACCCACUUACCCACCGUUCUCUACUCAACCCACUUACCCACCAAAAGCAUCCUACCAUGCACAAUUAUCCUAUCCAUUACUACCAUCUUAUCCUGGUUCGGCCUAUUACUGGCAAGAUAAUUACUCGCAGCAAUCCUACCCUUGGCAAACAAUGUAUUCCUUGCAAACCUACUACACAUCCUACCCUAGCUUGGCCUCUUCCCCUCCGACAUCGACCACACUGCCUACGGGGCCACCAGUGCGUCCUACGGACGUGCCAAGGAACGCCAUUCCCACUUCCAUUGCAGUUUGGCCCACGGGAAGAGCCAGAACCACAAGGCCACCCUCUAUCCAGCAGUGGCCCACCGAGAAGGCAACUAUACCCACAUUUUCUCACACCACAAAACCUUCCUGGCCAACUGAAAAGACCAUUAAACAAUCGUUUAUUCCGAUGUGGCCCACCAAGAAGAGCACUACCAUCACUACUCCUUCCUGGCCCACUGGUUCGGUCCCAACUACGCGUCCUCCAGUCCAUGUGAUCUGGCCAACAAGACCGCGACAUACCGCCAGUCCUCUAAUCCCAAUUUGGUCAAAAGACGCUCAGACUACGUUACGUCCAGUGACUAGUGUGUGGCCAACUGCCAAGCGACAGACAGCGAUACCUGCCAGCCUUGUGUGGCCAACUGUUAGGCGGCAGCCGACGAUACCUUCCAGCUUUGUGUGGCCAACUGUUAAACAGCAGAUGCCACAGUUUGACCCUGAGUGGCCUAUUAGCAAGCCAGCAGUUUCUGAUAGCCGUGUCCUACCAAGGAAGAGAGCACGGCCUAGGGACGGCCACUCCAAGCUUAGAAAAGACAGCUCUAAGCCUAGAGGGGGCCGCUCUAGAUCUAGGAAGGGCAGUCCUGGGCCACCAACCACACUCACUAUGGCAUCCAACAUCACUCUUUCCACAACCACCAACAGGUGCAGGAUGUGCAAGGGCAAGAAGGCCAGCGACAACGACUGCUGCAUUCAGGGGAGGACGCUGGCUGGACGCUCCGUGGCUCCCCUGCCGCAGGUGUUGCUCCCGCUGCUGGCCUCGGAGCGUCUGGUGCUCCCGGGAGGCAUACAUCCUCCAGCAACACACCUCCAGCCACCAUCCUCAACACUCCCACCACACCAAAACAACAAUCAGCAUCCCAGGAAGUAAACCAGGAAUGUGAGUCAUAUUCAGCUUGUGACACACACAUCAUGUGGCCAUAACCCACAUCCUGUGUCCGCAUUUUUAUGUUCAAUACAAAUUGUAUCAUUAUAAGUUUUGUAUUUUAGUUAAUUAAAAUUAUAUU